This is a messenger RNA of Symbiodinium sp. CCMP2456, 1611 nucleotides long. The record is from the annotation of a GenBank genome assembly. NCBI's taxonomy places the organism in Eukaryota, Dinophyceae, Suessiales, Symbiodiniaceae.
AUGUCGGGUUUCGGAGAGAGACUCAGCCAGCGGCAAAAGGCCUUCAAGAAGGGGGUUGAUGCAGAUGAUGCACGGCGGAAGCGAGAAGAUGCGGCUGUCCAGCUUCGCAAGCAAACCAGGGACGAGGCGCUGAUGAAGAAAAGGAUGGUCAACGACAUCCCCGCGGCCGGCCAAACAACUGACCCGAUGGCCUUGGCACAAAUGGGUGAACGUAUGGCGACAGUUCCCAGCAACUGUGCCGUGGAACAGAUCCCGGCUCUAAGCCAGGCCUUGCUGUCGGACGAUCCGCAGGCUCAGUUCAAUGCCACCCAGCAAUUCCGGAAGCUUCUGAGUAUCGAGCAGAACCCGCCCAUCUCGGAGGUCAUCAAUGCAGGUGUGGUGCCACGUUUCGUCCAGUUCCUGAAGGAAAUCAAUCGGCCAGACCUGCAGUUUGAAGCCGCAUGGGUGCUCACCAACAUCGCCUCCGGAAAUGCAGACCAGACCCGCGUGGUCGUGGAGCAGGGUGCGCUGCCCAUCUUCGUGCAGCUCUUGCAGUCUCCGAACGACGAUGUUCGCGAGCAAGCAGUUUGGGCGUUGGGUAACAUCGCCGGCGAUUCACCUAACUUUAGAGAUCUGGUCCUGCAGAGUGGAGGCCUUCACCCUGUAAUGACUGUCCUGCGAGAGUCGGAGAAGACAUCGAUGAUGCGAAAUGCUACAUGGACACUGUCAAAUCUUUGCCGCGGCAAACCUCCGCCACCCUUCGAGUGGGUGUCGCCGGCACUGGGCACUUUAGCGAACCUUAUCUACUCCUGCGACUGCGAGGUCCUGACCGAUGCCUGCUGGGCCCUCUCCUACUUGUCGGAUGGCCCCAACGAGCGAAUCACAGCCGUCAUCCAGGCCGGCGUUUGCCGUCGGCUUGUGGAGCUGCUGCUCCAUACGUCCCCACUGGUGCAGACGCCCGCGUUGCGGGCUGUGGGCAACAUCGUGACCGGCGACGACAACCAGACCCAGGUGAUUCUGCAGAGCGGGGCCUUGCCCUCGCUCCUCAAGCUUCUCUCCCAUGCGAAGAAGGCAAUUAGAAAAGAGAGCUGCUGGACAAUCUCCAACAUCACGGCCGGGAAUCGCGAGCAGAUUCAGGAGGUUAUCAACAACGGCCUGCUCCCACCGGUCAUCCACUUGUUGCAGACGGCCGAUUUUGACAUCAAGAAAGAGGCAGCCUGGGCGAUCAGCAACGCAACCUCGGGUGGAUCUCCACAGCAGGUGGAAUACCUGGUGGAGAUGCAGUGUAUCAAGCCUUUGGUCGAUUUGCUGGUCGUUUCAGAUGCCAAAAUCAUCGGCGUGGCGUUGGAAGCUCUGGAAAACAUUUUGAAGGUGGGCAAGGACAAACAGCAGAAACUGGGCAUGGCGGAGAAUCCUUUUGCUGCCAAGAUCGAGCAGGCCGACGGCUUGCCGAAGAUCGAGAAUCUUCAGGAGGAUCCCAAUGAGGAAGUGUACCAGAAGGCUAUGAAGAUUCUAGAAAAGUAUUUCCCGCUGGAGGAUGAAGAUGCAGAAAUCGGUGAAGAUGUUUCGAAUCCUCAACAGUUCCAGUUUGGUGCACAGGUGCCCACAGGCGGCUUCAGUUUUGGAUCCUGA